Molecule: messenger RNA, 774 nt
Organism: Ixodes scapularis (black-legged tick)
Lineage: Eukaryota; Metazoa; Arthropoda; Arachnida; Ixodida; Ixodidae
Exons: 3
Coding region: 1-774 (257 amino acids)
Source: RefSeq, a predicted model, not a curated record
AUGGCUAAUGCAAACACCACAGAUUGCAUUGUAUGUUUUACAUUAGGCGUCAGCGAGGAGGCUGCGUCAGCAUCGCAUGAAGAUACCGUGUCCGCGCAACUUGCCGCAAUAAGCCAAAAACUUGAGCUUCUUCACACUUUGAAAGCAAACGUGGACCGGCUCUGUGACCUCCCGGCAAAAGUAGACGACCUUUUGUUAUUGAAGCCAUCUGUUGAUGCAAUGAAGGUAACGAUCUCGAGUCUUCAAGAUUCUGUUCGCAAAUGUGAAUCCAUGAUGAAGCUUGUUCAGCAGAACGAUCAAGAAGUAAAACUACUGCGAUCAGAAGUUGGAGCGCUACAAGCCACAGUGUCCAAUCAAACUUCUAUGAUCGAACAACUACAGACAAACCUAAACUCCACUGAACAAUACAGUAGGAGGUGCAACAUGGAAAUUCAUGGCAUUCCUAUCACAGAUGACGAAGAUGUGAAGGUAGUUAUCGAAGACCUUGCCGAGAAACUGAACAUCGGUAGACACCAUCCUGCCGAAGUGGUGGCUUGCCACCGCCUGCGCUCGAGGCGCGAGGGGGCGGCCCCCAUUUUGGUUCAGUUCUACUCGACGUCUGUAAAAGAAAAGUGGAUGAGUGCUCGGAAGAAGUUGGCCACGCUUCCUCGGGUUUGCGGAGCGCAUGCUGACACAAUUAAUUUAUACAUACACCUGUGCUUGCUCCUAGACAAGAACAUAGCCGAUUCUUUUCGUGCUCAGGGCCUCCACAUGCCGGUUAUCGACACACUCUAA